AUGGACUUUGACGCCUGUGUACAGCGGCUUCGCAGCGGCGCGGCCGUCAAGUUCCCGCCCGACGCCAACUCCGUCGCUUUUGCGCAGCAUAUGGACGGCCAGGACAAGCUGCGGCACCUGCGCGACGAGUUCGUCCUGCCGACGAAGGCGUCGCUGAAGAAGAAGGCCCUUGAUGGCAAGCUGCCCCCCCAACUCACCACCACCGACGCCGUCAAUGGCGUCAAUGGCCACGCCGCAGACGAGCAGUGCCUCUACUUUGUCGGCAACUCCCUCGGCGCCCAGCCCAAGGCCGUCCGGCGGCACCUCGACGCCCAGCUGGAGACGUGGGCGUCCAUUGGCGUCAACGGCCACUUCACCGACAUGGCCGACUCGCCCCUCACCCAGUGGCAGGACAUGGCCGAGGACUGCGCCAACAAGUCGGCCGACCUCGUUGGCGCGUCCCCCGACGAGAUCGUCAUCAUGAACACGCUCACCAUCAACCUGCACCUGAUGAUGGCGAGCUUCUACAAGCCCGACGCCAAGCGCCACAAGAUCAUCCUCGAGUGGAAGCCCUUCCCCAGCGACCACUACGCCAUCGAGGGCCAGGUCGUGUGGCACGGCCUGGACCCGGAGAAGAGCAUGGUCAAGAUUGAGCCCGACGCCGGCACCUCGCUCAUCCCGACGGAAAAGGUGCUGCGCACGAUUGACGAGCACGCCGACGAGACGGCCCUGCUGCUGCUCCCCGGAAUCCAGUACUACUCCGGCCAGCUAUUCGACAUCCCGCGCAUCACGGCCUACGCCAAGGAGCGCGGCAUCGUCGUCGGCUGGGACCUCGCCCACGCGGCCGGCAACGUCGAGCUCAAGCUGCACGACUGGGACGUCGACUUUGCCUGCUGGUGCACGUACAAGUACAUCAACGCCGGCCCCGGUGCCAUCGCUGGCGCCUACGUCCACGAGAAGCACGGCAAGGUCGAGUGGGCCGACGGCCGACCGACGUACCGCCCGCGGCUGAUGGGCUGGUACGGCGGCGACAAGAGCGUGCGCUUCAACAUGGACAACAUGUUUGUGCCGACCCCCGGCGCCGCCGGCUACCAGGCGUCGAACCCGUCCGCCAUCGACCUCGCGAGCCUGUCGGCCGCCCUGUCCGUCUUCAACAAGACCAGCAUGGCGGACCUGCGCAGCAAGGCGCUCGUCAUCACGGCCUACGCGGAGCACCUCCUCAACCAGAUGCUCACGGAGCAGCCCGCGGGAGAGAAGCCGCUGUUCGGCAUCAUCACCCCGUCGGACCCGUUGCAGCGCGGCACGCAGCUAAGCGUGCUGCUGCGCGAGGGUCUGCUCGAGCGCGUGACGCAGGCGCUCGAGGAGAACGCCGUCAUCUGCGACAAGAGGAAGCCCGACGUCAUCCGCGUCGCGCCCGUGCCGCUGUACACGCGCUUCGAGGAUGUGUGGAAGUUUAUGCAGGUGCUCCGAGGGGCGCUGGGCCUCAAGCAGCAGUGA
Molecule: messenger RNA, 1476 nt
Organism: Purpureocillium lilacinum
Lineage: Eukaryota; Fungi; Ascomycota; Sordariomycetes; Hypocreales; Ophiocordycipitaceae
Product: kynureninase (L-kynurenine hydrolase)
Biological process (GO): NAD+ biosynthetic process
Cellular component (GO): cytoplasm
Molecular function (GO): kynureninase activity; pyridoxal phosphate binding
Source: RefSeq, a predicted model, not a curated record